This is a messenger RNA of Arabidopsis lyrata subsp. lyrata, 480 nucleotides long. RefSeq names its product SKP1-like protein 4. The coding region runs from base 1 to 480 and encodes 159 amino acids. The record is from RefSeq and is a predicted model, not a curated record. The transcript has 2 exons. Lineage: Eukaryota; Viridiplantae; Streptophyta; Magnoliopsida; Brassicales; Brassicaceae. Gene Ontology annotation, cellular component: cytoplasm; nucleus. Gene Ontology annotation, molecular function: cullin family protein binding. Gene Ontology annotation, biological process: SCF-dependent proteasomal ubiquitin-dependent protein catabolic process.
AUGGCGUCGAACAAGAUCAUCCUCACAAGCUCCAACGGUGAAUCCUUCGAGAUCGAUGAAGCGGUGGCAGUCGAGUCUCUGACGAUUAAACACAUGAUCGAAGAUGACUGCGCCGGUAACGGAAUUCCGCUUCCCAGUGUCAUCGGAGGCAUCCUUGCGAAGGUUAUUGAGUGUUGCAAAAAGCACGUUGAGACCGCCGCCGAGGCUAACGGAGCCGACAAAGAUUUCUUAGGUUCCACCGAAAACAAAGAACUUAAGGCUUGGGACGCCGACUUUGUCCAAGUCGAUCAGCCUAUACUCUUCGAUACGAUCCUGGUUGCUAACUAUCUGAACAACUCUGGACUUCUUGACCUUACAUGCAAGACUGUCGAUGAUAUGAUGAGAGAGAAAACUCCAGAGGAGAUGCGAGCUCACUUCAACAUCAAGAACGAUUACUCAGCUGAGGAAGAAGAAAAACCUUAUGCUUCGGAAAAUGUAUAG